CGAGGAGAGAAGCGUGGCUGGCAGCCCCCUAGUCCUCCCCACCACCCCGCCUCCCUGGCUUGCUGGGGUCACCUUGUCUGGAGUGGCGGCCAAGGGCUCCUUUAGACCAGACGAGCCGGUGCCUGCGCAGCCCACGUCCCUUGGAGGAGGGGGCUGCUGGGGGUGGGGCUGAGUCCCCAUGGGUCCCCCUCUCUUUCCCUUCCCCCUCCCUCUUUCCAGAACCCGCUCUAGGCUGCCGUGGGAGGGUCUUUGUUGGGGGGGUCGAGAGGCCAAGGUGAACCUGACCUUGGAUGCGGACGCGAGGGAGGAGGCUGUCAGCCCGCCCUCCCCCAGCCCCACGAGGAUGAGUGUCGGGGCUGCAAAUAGCGCCUUGGAAUCGAGAACCGAUGGAGGAACUGGUGGGGCUGUGUGAGGGCUCCGUAGGGAAGCCGGUGACUUUGCCAGAACUGUGGGGCCCAUGUCCCCACGUUCGCCAGGGCAUCCGAGGUGGCCUGGAGUGGCUGAAGCAGCGACUGUUCCGCGUGGGUGAGGACUGGUACUUCCUGGCGGCCCUCGGGGUGCUCAUGGCUCUGAUCAGCUAUGCCAUGAACUUCGCCACGGGGUGUGUUGUCCAAGUGCACAACUGGCUGUACAGGGAGAUUGGGGACAGUCACCUGCUCCGGUAUCUCUCCUGGACUGUGUAUCCUGUGGCCCUCUUGUCCUUCUCCUCGGGCUUCUCACAGAGCAUCACGGCCUCCUCUGGAGGGUCUGGAAUUCCAGAGGUGAAGACCAUGUUGUCAGGUGUGAUCUUGGAGGACUACCUGGACAUCAAGAACUUCGGGGCCAAGGUGGUGGGCCUCUGCUGCACCCUGGCCACAGGCAGCACCAUCUUCCUGGGCAAAGUGGGCCCCUUCACGCACAUGAGUGUGAUGAUGGCUGCCUACCUGGGACGUGUACGCACCAAGACUAUCGGGGAAUCUGAGAACAAGACCAAGGAAAUGGAAAUGCUAGUGGCAGGAGCGGCGGUGGGUGUGGCCACCGUCUUUGCAGCUCCUUUCAGCGGUGUCCUGUUCAGCAUCGAGGUCAUGUCCUCCCACUUCUCUGUCUGGAAUUACUGGAGGGGCUUCUUUGCCGCCACCUGUGGGGCCUUCACGUUCCGUCUCCUGGCGGUCUUCAACAGCGAGCAGGAGACCAUCACAUCCAUCUACAAAACCAGCUUCCGGGUGGAUGUGCCUUUUGACUUGCCAGAGAUCUUCUUUUUUGUGGUCUUGGGGGCAGUCUGCGGCAUCCUGAGCAGUGCUUACAACUUCUGUCAGAGGACCUUCCUAGGCUUCCUCAAGACUAACAGGUUCACCUCCCAACUGCUGGCUACCAGCAAGCCUCUGUACGCGGCUCUGGCUGCCCUGAUCCUGGCUUCCAUCACCUAUCCCCCCGGCGUGGGCCGCUUCAUGGCUUCUCGGCUGUCUAUGGGGGAGCAUUUGGAAUCACUGUUUGACAACAACUCAUGGGCACUGAUGACCUGGAACUCAUCCCCACCCUGGCCUGCUGAGCUGGACCCCCAGAACCUGUGGCUUGAAUGGUACCACCCGCAGUUCACGGUCUUUGGAACGCUGACCUUUUUUCUGGUCAUGAAGUUCUGGAUGCUGAUUCUGGCCACCACGAUUCCCAUUCCUGCCGGGUACUUCAUGCCUCUGUUUGUCUAUGGAGCUGCCAUAGGGCGCCUCAUGGGGGAAGUCCUCUCUGCUGCCUUCCCAGAGGGCAUCAUGUCUGGAGGGGUGGCCAAUCCCAUCAUGCCUGGGGCCUAUGCUCUGGCAGGGGCUGCCGCCUUCUCGGGAGCAGUGACCCACAGUAUCUCCACGGCGCUGCUGGCUUUUGAGAUAACUGGUCAGAUCGUUCAUGCUCUGCCAGUGCUGAUGGCAGUGCUGGUGGCCAAUGCCAUCUCCCAGAGCUGCCAGCCCUCCUUCUAUGAUGGCACCAUCAUUGUCAAGAAACUUCCAUACCUUCCAUGGAUUCGAGGCCGCAAUAUUGGCUCCUACCCUGUGACCGUGGGGCACUUCAUGAACACCUCCAUCACCACGCUGGCCAAGGACAUGCCCCUGGAGGAGGUGCUCAAGGUCGUGACCUCCACAGAUGUGACCCGAUACGUCCUGGUGGAGAGCGCAGAGUUCCAGAUUCUAGUGGGCACCGUGGAAAGGACCCAAUUAAUGCAGACCCUCCAGGCUGAGCCAGCUUCCUGGGCUCUAGGCCAACAGUGCUGUCUCCAGGACCUGUUGGCUGGGGGCUGCGCCACACAGCCAGUGACCCUGCAGCUGUCCCCAGAGACCUCCUUGCAUCAGACACACAACCUCUUUGAACUGCUGAACCUUCAGUGGCUGUUGGUGACAUCACGAGGCAGAGCUGUGGGCUCUGUGUCCUGGGUGGAGUUGAAGAAAGCAAUUUCUACCCUGACCAAUCCACCUGCCACCAAGGAAGCCAGCCUGGGGCUUCAGAACAAGGUCUAGUGUCUGAGGCUGUGGAGGCCCACCUCCUUUCCCCAUCACUAUCUGCAUCCCUCCAGGCCGGCUCAGCUUCUUGGCACAGCAGGCAGUCUGCCUAGCCUCAUAAAGGACCCUUCCCCAUUCAUUGUGUCCCAAUCCACGGGGACAACAGCUCCUGCCUUGAGGGACAAGUUGUACCCUUAGAUGGAGCUGAGAGUGUGAAUAAAGACAUUGAUGCGUGCUGUCA
Jaculus jaculus (lesser Egyptian jerboa) is the source of this 2703-nucleotide messenger RNA. RefSeq names its product chloride channel protein ClC-Kb. Gene Ontology annotation, biological process: transmembrane transport; chloride transport. Bases 387 to 2480 code for a protein of 697 amino acids. Gene Ontology annotation, molecular function: voltage-gated chloride channel activity. Gene Ontology annotation, cellular component: membrane. The record is from RefSeq and is a predicted model, not a curated record. The transcript is spliced from 20 exons. Lineage: Eukaryota; Metazoa; Chordata; Mammalia; Rodentia; Dipodidae.